Planococcus citri (citrus mealybug) is the source of this 723-nucleotide messenger RNA. RefSeq names its product histone deacetylase complex subunit SAP18 (gene Bin1). Gene Ontology annotation, cellular component: nucleus. The transcript is spliced from 4 exons. Bases 124 to 588 code for a protein of 154 amino acids. Lineage: Eukaryota; Metazoa; Arthropoda; Insecta; Hemiptera; Pseudococcidae. The record is from RefSeq and is a predicted model, not a curated record. Gene Ontology annotation, molecular function: transcription factor binding; transcription corepressor activity. Gene Ontology annotation, biological process: negative regulation of DNA-templated transcription.
GCGAUUCGGCGUUGAUUAAAAAAUUGAUAAUUCAUUGGAAUUUUUCACUUUUUGUUUCAAAUGAAUGAUUUUCCAAGUAAAGUUUAAAUAAUUCGCUAGCUUUACUAAUAAUAUAAUUUCAAGAUGACGGCUGCAUUGGAAUCAGUUGUGCAAGAAAGACAAUUUGAGCAAAUUGAUAGAGAAAAGACUUGCCCAUUACUUCUUCGUGUAUUUUGUACGUAUGGAAGACAUCAUUCUCUCUACGACUAUCAAAAAGGCAUAUUUCCGUUGAACGAAUUUCAAAUCUACACAUGGUUGGACGCGACGUUGCGUGAAAUAACGAAUUUAAUCAAAGAAGUUAAUCCCGAAGCUAAGGAAAGAGGUACCACGUUCGAUUUCCAAUUGGUAAUGCCUGAUAGAUUUUCAUCCAGGUAUCUUUGUAGAGACAUUGGCACAACAUGUUGUGGUCAAAAGAGUCCCGACGAUGAGAAGACACUGAAUCUGUGCAAGUUUGUUAUCGGCGAUUAUAUGGAUGUUAAUAUAACUUUACCUACACGAAACCAAGGAGGUCCUAUGCGACGUGGAGGCGGACCUAGAUAUAGAAAUUGAUAAUUCGCUUAGCAAGUUUAUCAUAUAUAAGUAUUUUUAAGCGGUAUAUAAUUCGUAAUUUGUGUUUCUCUAUCGAAUUGUAACGAGCUGAAAUGAGUCAGUAUCUUUGUACAUAAUUACAUUUUCUUUUUCGCA